CUUAAUAUGCCGUUUGUUCCAUUCCGAUCUUACCACGGAUUAUAGAUUAACGUAAAGUCGAGGAAUAAGUUAACAAUGACAUAUGGAGGGGAAAACAUGAUUUGGCGUCGCGUUGGAUCUGCUUUGUCGCGCGCCCUGGCGCCAUCGCGUCUCCCACGUCACUAAAGUGCUUUAGCUCCAGAGGGGCAAAUUCCUUCAGAGCACAAUUCGGUUUGUCGUUUGUUCAAGUGCCAUUGCGGUGCGGUGUAUCGACUAUCUGACGCGGUAUAUUGAAACAUAUUGUCCUUUUCUGCUAUUCGAUUUCGCAAGACCCGGUUCAAGAAACACCCACGACCCAUUGCCCGGGGCGCACGAUGCCGGCCGCAAAGCCAAAGGCGGCGGCGGCAACGACCAAGCCCAAGACGCCGCGACAGACGAAGCUCAACUUCAGCGGUGCGAAAACGAAGGAUACGCCUGGUUCGAAGCAGAAGAAGCCGGUGAAUGGAAACAUACUGAAUUUCUUCAAGAAGAUCGACGAUGAUGCGCUGUUUAUUGAGGAUGCACCGUGCUUAGCGGCGAGGUCGAGUCCAACGCCGGCAACGAAACCAGCAGAACCGGAAGAGGAAAAGGACAUUUAUGGGAUAGACGAUGUUUACAAGGCUCCCAAAUACUACGCAGAUGGUGUUUCUUCCAAGAGGCGGAAAUUAAGCCAUGCUGGAGAUGAUGCCGUAGGCAAGAUGGAGGAGCCUCUGGAAGGCAUAUCCCCAGGGCUGGCCAUUGACAAUAUCACCACAAAGCCUGCGAUACCAAAAGAACCCAAGUCAAAGCUGAAGCGCAUCAAAGGCAAAGGACCGUUCCUGGACGACUCCGAGAGCGAAGGAGAAGCAGUAAGUCAUUCUCCAACGAGCCACGAGUCGGCUGACAAAACGCCUGAUAUUCUUCAACCUGGCCAAACAGUGAAGCUGGAGACUCCGGAACAGAACAGUUACUCAGCUAGAGAAAACGCACCAGCUGCACCCAAUCCUCCGGCCUAUAAUCCGGAGGACUCGGUUGACGAGGAUGUCAAAGACCCUGACGACAUGGACGAGGUAUUCGAUGAGGAUGACUUUGCCGAUGGUGGCGAAGAGUUCCGCGAGAUGAAAUACAUGCAAGAACAGGCCCGACUUGAAGACGAGGAAGCUGGAAACUACAAUUCAGAUGCAAUGGCAGACGAAGGUUCCAUGGAUCAUGGCAUCACGCAGAACUGCCCUCUUUGCGACGCCACUCUAGCCGGCGUCACACCGGAUGAAGCGACAAUUCAUGUCAACGCCUGUCUGGAUGGGAACCCUCUCCCGCUUCCAAAGUCUCUCGUAACCCCGUCAAAGUUACUGCCUUCCGACGCAGUCGACACGCCCGAUAUGAGCAAGCGAUUUUCGAAAGCCGCCGUUCCUAGGCCUGGUCAAGCUAAUCCCAUCAACCUUGACGGUAAUGUGCCCAAAGCAACAUCGGCAUUCAGCAAGCUGAUGUCCGGCCAUGCUGAGGAUGCUGCAUGGGCUUCGGCGGCAGCUGCGGAGACGGCAGCCCGGGGCAGACCAGCAUACGAGCGGACCUGUCCCUUUUACAAGAUCAUGCCUGGAUUCUUCAUCUGCGUCGACGCAUUCCGGUAUGGUGCUGUCCAGGGCUGCAAAGCCUACUUCCUAAGCCAUUUCCACAGUGACCACUACAUUGGACUGACGGCCAAAUGGUCUCACGGCCCUAUAUACUGCAGCAAGGUGACGGGGAGCUUGGUCAAGCAGCAGCUGCGUACAAAUCCGAAAUGGGUUGUAGAACUGGAGUUUGACGAAAAGUUCAAAGUGCCGGGGACAGAGGGCGUCUUCGUGACCAUGAUUCCAGCUAACCACUGCCCGGGGAGUUCCUUGUUUCUCUUUGAGAAGGUGAUGGGCAAGGGUCCCAAUUCCAGGACGCAGCGAAUACUACAUUGUGGUGAUUUCCGUGCCUGCCCAGCACAUGUCAAUCAUCCCACUCUCAAGCCUGAGAUUGUAGACGCAGUCUCUGGCAAGACCCAACAACAGAAGAUAGACGUCUGCUAUUUAGACACAACCUACCUAAACCCUCGCUACUCAUUCCCCCCACAAGAAGAUGUCAUCAACGCAUGUGCCCAGUUUUGCAAAAACAUAUCCGGCGACCCUAGCGCCCCAGAUGAUGCCUACGAAGCGCUGAAACGCGAGACGGGUGUCACGACCGUCAGCAAGUUCUUCGUCAAGGAGCCUCAUGACUCCUCCUCCGACGUCAAGACCGAAGCUGACGGAACCACUACCACCACCACCGGCAAGAAGAACCCGAAACACCGCCUCCUCGUCAUCUGCGGCACCUACUCCAUCGGCAAAGAGCGCAUCUGCAAAGCCAUCGCCCAAGCCCUGAACACCAAGAUCUUUGCCUCCCCCUCCAAAAUCAAAAUCAUCAAGCAGCUCAGCGACCCAGAGCUCUCCGCCCUGCUGACGUCCAACCCCCGCGAGGCUCAGGUCCACAUGCAGAUGCUGAUGGAAAUCCGCGCCGAGACGCUGCAGGAGUACCUCAAUGGGUACAAGCCGCACUUUUCCCGCAUCGUCGGGUUCCGGCCCAGCGGAUGGAAUUUUCGCGGGCCCAGCAGCACCGCCAAGGGGGUUUCGGCCACCAUGAGUCCGUCCACCAUGGAUACGGCGCAAUUGCUGCAUGGCUCCUUGUGGAGGACAAGGUUCGGGCCGUUGGAUUUUGUGGCGCAGAGGGGGAGUACGCGGGAGGCAAUGUGUUUCGGGGUGCCUUACUCGGAGCAUAGCAGUUUUAGGGAGUUGGCACUGUUUGUCAUGGCGUUGAGGAUCGAGAAGGUGGUCCCGACGGUGAAUGUGGGGAGUGCGCCGAGUCGGCAGCGGAUGAAGGGGUGGACGGAUCGGUGGAUUGCGGAGAGGAGGAGGGGCGGGUUGGUGAGGUUGUCGGAGGGGGAUAGGAAAGCUGGAGAGAAGGAACGGGACGAGGGGCUUUGGGAAGGCAAGGAUAAUAAAGGAGGAGGGGUUUGGUGGUAGAUAGAAUCUAGGGCAACGAGAAUAUAUGCUG
Molecule: messenger RNA, 3048 nt
Organism: Pseudomassariella vexata
Lineage: Eukaryota; Fungi; Ascomycota; Sordariomycetes; Amphisphaeriales; Pseudomassariaceae
Product: DNA repair metallo-beta-lactamase-domain-containing protein
Exons: 2
Coding region: 354-3017 (887 amino acids)
Biological process (GO): protection from non-homologous end joining at telomere; double-strand break repair via nonhomologous end joining; interstrand cross-link repair
Molecular function (GO): damaged DNA binding; 5'-3' DNA exonuclease activity
Source: RefSeq, a predicted model, not a curated record